AUGACCGACCCUUUGCUCGACCCUUCGUCCGACGACGACUCGUCUCUUCUUCUCCACGAAAAUAUCGACCAACCGCUCACCACCAAGGCAGAGGUGUUUGGCUGGUGUCUCUAUUCCUGGGCUGCCGAGCCGUUUAUUGUCAGCGUCGUGGGCACCUACGUGCCGCUGCUGCUCGAGCAGAUUGCAAGAGACAACGGCGUGAAACUUAUCGACAAAAUCACUCCCUGCAACCAGCCCCACGACCCUACAAUCCCGAUCCCCUCGCCCCCCAAGGACGGAGACUUCCUCAACAGCACACUAACCAACGCCUCGCAGAAUGACUCCUGCGUGCUGCCCCUGCUCGGUGGCCGCUUUUACAUUGACACCUCCUCCUACGCGCUAUAUACGUUCUCAAUCUCGGUCCUUGUCCAGACCGUUCUUGUGAUAUCCAUGUCUGGAGCUGCUGAUCGAGGGUCCCACAGAAAGUCGAUGCUUGUGGGGUUCGGAGUUACUGGGGGCAUCGUCACCAUGUGUUACUGGCUGGUCAACGAUAGGAACUACUAUAUGGCGUCGCUGCUGGCGAUUCUGGCCAACAGCGCGUUCGGAGGAGUCAAUGUCUGUGGAAACUCGUUUCUGUCGCUCUUGGUGAACAACCAUCCCUCGGUUCGACAGAUUAACCUGUCCAAAUCCUCAAAGCUCGCAAGAAUGGGCGAAAUUUCAUCCAAAAUUAGCGGAAUCUGCGCUGCCUCCGGCUAUGUUUCGGCUCUUCUGAUGCAAAUCAUCACCAUGCUUGUCAUUCUCCAUGUCAGAAGCAAUCCAAACAUAGACUCGCUCAUCUACCCUCUAAAGCUCGUUAUCGGCUUGGUAGGACUGUGGUGGUUUGCAUUCCAGCUGCCCAUACAGAUCCUGCUGAAACCACGGCUUUCUAAGGAAUUGCACGUCUCAAUUGAGCCUCCCGACCCAUCGGAACCAGGUUACUCCAUUAACAGCAUAAAAUACAAACUACUCGUGGUCGGGGCAUAUAUUUUGCAUGGUUACAGAACCCUCUUGUCUGCUGCCAGAGCGGCGUCGCAACUAAAAGACAUCAUGGCGUUUCUGUUGGGCUGGUUCAUCAUCUCCGACUCACUCACGACAAUUAACUCAACGGCUAUUUUGUUUGCCAAGUCAGAUUUGCAAAUGACAACGGUGCAGCUGUCUCAAAUUGGCGUCCUCACAAUGGUUUCCGCCAUUGCUGGGUCCGUGCUGCUCCCAAACGUGAUCCAACCGUACUUCAAGCUCGGGCUCAAACAGACCAUGAUUCUCAUCAUUGUAUGGGCAUCCAUAAUCCCGCUGUACGGGAUUCUGGGCUUUUUUAUUCAUUCAUUGGGUCUCCAUCACGCCGUGGAAAUGUACGUGUUGGCUAUCUGGUACGGCUUCUCUCUCGGAGGCGUCGCAACGAUCUCAAGAAGUUUGUACUCGAUGCUGAUUCCACCAGGCCAGGAGUCUGUGUUUUUCGCGCUGUUUAGCAUCACAGAUAAAGGCUCUUCUGUUGUUGGGCCGUUCUUGGUGGGCCUCAUCAUUGACAAAACACACGACAUUCGCAAAUGUUUCUGGUUGUUGUUUCUGUUGCUGGUCGCUGCCGUGCCUGUCUUCUGGUACGGAAUCGAUGUUGAUCGUGGGAUCAACGAAGCCACCGUUUUGGAACACGAACAAGAUGAAUAG
Molecule: messenger RNA, 1680 nt
Organism: Ogataea angusta
Lineage: Eukaryota; Fungi; Ascomycota; Pichiomycetes; Pichiales; Pichiaceae
Exons: 1
Coding region: 1-1680 (559 amino acids)
Biological process (GO): amino acid transmembrane export from vacuole
Molecular function (GO): transmembrane transporter activity
Source: RefSeq, a predicted model, not a curated record